AUGGAAAGAAGAAAGAACCGAGGGCAGAUCCAAGACCUGCCACCGCCAGUCGUCGUUGACGAGGAGAAUGAAUGGGAGUUCGACAGGAUUAUCGCUGUACGCCUGCGCUACCGCAAAUCUCAGUAUCGUGUGAGGUGGCUUGGUCAAGGAGAUGAAGAUGAUGACGCAUGGGAUCCUGCAAGGAAUUUCAAGAACGCGCCAGAGAAAAUCAUGGAAUUCCAUCGCUGUCACCCAGAUCAACCAGGGCCGCAGAAACGGCUAGCUUUGUGGGCAGAAGCCGCGCUGAAUGACCAGUUUGAACCCGAUCAUCCUGAUGGUGAUAGACCUGAUGCCGUGUACAGACCUGGUGGGCCAGGUCCUCUUGAGGAAGAGGGCAAUGUGACGGUCUGA
Messenger RNA from Penicillium waksmanii, 390 nucleotides. RefSeq lists its product as uncharacterized. The record is from RefSeq and is a predicted model, not a curated record. The transcript has 2 exons. The coding region runs from base 1 to 390 and encodes 129 amino acids. NCBI's taxonomy places the organism in Eukaryota, Fungi, Ascomycota, Eurotiomycetes, Eurotiales, Aspergillaceae.